This is a messenger RNA of Xyrauchen texanus (razorback sucker), 12360 nucleotides long. RefSeq names its product spen family transcriptional repressor (gene spen). The coding region runs from base 126 to 10574 and encodes 3482 amino acids. Lineage: Eukaryota; Metazoa; Chordata; Actinopteri; Cypriniformes; Catostomidae. Gene Ontology annotation, molecular function: mRNA binding. Gene Ontology annotation, cellular component: nucleus. Gene Ontology annotation, biological process: regulation of transcription by RNA polymerase II. The transcript is spliced from 15 exons. The record is from RefSeq and is a predicted model, not a curated record.
AAGCGGGUCCAAUCAUAGGAUCGAGUCAGAGGAACAUCUCAGCGCCCCACUGUAAGACACAUUCAGUCGGAAUGGAUUUAACUCCAUAACGUCUUCUGUAUGACCGGGGGACACAAACACGCAGUAUGGUCCGGGAAACCAGACAUUUAUGGGUGGGGAAUUUACCAGAAAAUGUACGAGAGGAAAAGAUUAUCGAGCACUUCAAACGAUAUGGACGUGUGGAGAGUGUCAAGGUCCUUCCAAAACGUGGAUCAGAGGGUGGAGUGGCAGCUUUUGUGGAUUUUGUGGACAUUAAGAGUGCUCAGAAAGCUCAUAAGUCUAUCAACAAGAUGGGGGACAGGGACCUACGCACUGAUUACAAUGAGCCAGGAACUAUCCCCAGUGCGGCUAGAGGCCUGGAUGAUAGCCUGUCCAUAGCCACUCAUGGGCGGGAUGUUUCAGGGUUCACAAGGGGGGCGGGGGGCCCAGUGUAUGGGCCUCCUGUGUCACUGCACAGCAGAGAGGGACGCUUUGAACGCAGACUAGACGGGGCUGCGGACAGUCGUGAGCGCUCUUACGAUCACAGUGCCUAUGGACACCAUGAGCGUUUCAGCAACAGCAGUAGUUUUGAUCGCCAACAUCACUAUGAGACCGAUUAUUACAGAGACUCUAGAGACCGGGCCCUCAGCGGAGCCAGUGGGAAUUCCAGUUCUGCCAGUGGCAGUAUUGGCGGAAGCUCAUCCGGGGCCAGUGUCGGGGGUGGAGGGAGUGUUGCGGGAAGCAGUGGUGCUGGUGGAAGCAGUAGCAACACGUCCGUAGUCGGAGGUGGAGGAUCGACACCAGGAGGCACUGUCUACUGUGGUUCACGAAGCCGGAGCCCUAGCCGUUUUGAGACCACAGAGACUCACUAUGAGCCCCGUGCCCGGGAAUCUUUUACACUGGCCAGUGUGGUCCAUCGGGAUUUAUAUAGAGAGAAGAGAGGCAGGCGAGGAGAAAGAACAUACCACCACAGUCGCAGUCGGUCGCCACACUCUUCACAUUCACACAAUCCCUCACCACAGAGGCUGGCGAGGCAGGCUGCGCGGCCGGCGCACUCCCGCAGUGGCUCGGGAUCCCAUAGUCGCUCCUCCAGCUCUGACUCAGUCAGCAGUACCAGCAGUAGUGGCAGUGGCAGCAGUGAUUCCAGCAGCAGCUCCAGUGAUCGAUCUCCAGCUCGAUCUGUUCAGUCAACAGCUGUACCUGCCUCUUCAGCCCAACCCCUGCCUUUACUGGAUAAAGAUGAACCUCGCAAAAGCUUUGGUAUCAAAGUGCAGAACCUUCCUGUGCGCUCUACAGAUACAAGCCUGAAGGAUGGUCUUUUCCACGAAUUUAAGAAGUAUGGCAAAGUGACAUCUGUUCAGAUCCAUGGUGCCUCUGAGGAACGAUAUGGAUUAGUGUUCUUCCGCCAGCAAGAGGACCAGGAAAAAGCUCUUAGUGCAUCUAAAGGAAAGCUGUUUUUUGGGAUGCAAAUUGAUGUCACUGCUUGGAAUGGCCCAGAAACCGAGAGUGAGAAUGAAUUUCGGCCUUUGGAUGAACGUAUAGAUGAAUUUCACCCCAAAGCUACAAGGACGUUAUUCAUAGGAAAUUUGGAGAAGACCACAACCUAUCAUGACCUGCUUAACAUAUUUCAGCGUUUUGGAGAGAUUGUUGAUAUCGAUAUAAAAAAGGUAAAUGGUUCCCCACAAUAUGCCUUUCUCCAGUAUUGUGACAUUGCAAGUGUCUGUAAAGCAAUUAAGAAAAUGGAUGGUGAAUACCUUGGCAACAACAGGUUAAAGCUUGGUUUUGGGAAGAGUAUGCCUACUACAUGUGUAUGGUUGGAUGGCUUGGCUUCCAAUAUUACAGAACAGUAUCUCACAAGACACUUUUGUCGUUAUGGACAUGUUGUAAAGGUUGUGUUUGACCGUCUGAAGGGAAUGGCCCUCAUUUUAUAUAAUAAUAUUGAGUAUGCGCAGACUGCUGUCAAGGAAACAAAGGGUUGGAAGAUUGGAGGAAGUAAAAUAAAGGUUGACUUUGCCAACCAGGAAAGCCAGAUAGCUUUUUACCAUUCAAUGCAGGCAUCUGGACAAGACAUAAGAGAUUUCUAUGAAAUAAUUUCUGAACGACGAGAUGAGCGCCGCCCGUCAUAUCAUGAGUUUACAGCUGAGAGGACGUACUAUGAGAAGGAGCCUGGAGUACGCACAUUCACAGAGGAUCCACGUCGAAAAUAUGCUGCCAGAGGUCGAGAGUUUUAUUCAGAAUGGGAUCCAUACCAGGGGGAUUACUAUGACCCGCGAUACUAUGAUGACCCCCGUGAAUACAGGGAUUAUCGAGACCCUUAUGAGCAGGACAUUCGGAAGUAUAGCUACUUGCAAAGAGAACGGGAAAGGGAAAGAGAGCGGUUUGAAACAGAUCGUGAACGAGACCAUGGUCGACGAACAAUUGAACAUAAUCAAAGUCCUUCCCAUCCACUCCACCCCGCUAGCCCUGCUGCCUCCCCGUCCCUUUCUGAACGUCCACACAGUGACUCUGAGCAUCAUGUUUACAGUCGUUCAUCUGAACGAAGUGGCAGCUGCAGCUCACUAUCUCCACCAUGCUUUGAAAAGCCAGAUAAAAUUAGUUUGGAGAGGUAUAAUAGGAGUGAUAAAUCAGAGAAAGACAAAUCACUCUUUGAAGCAGAGCAUGGAAAUGGAGAAAAAGAACGGCACUCUGGGUGUAAGGAGAAAGGAGGCAAGGACAAAACAGUGAAGCAAAAGUUGAGAAAAUUAAAACUUGCAUCCCCCACUGUUCCAUCAUCAGAGACGGACCUUGAACCAGACAGGGACACUAGCCCAGAGGUUAGCUUAACUCUGCGAGGGAAAGCCAACAUCAAACCAUUAAUCAAAGAAAAAGACUACUAUGGAAAAGGAAAACUUGAUCUUCCACCUUGUGUUGUGCAGCUGACAAGAGUAAAGGAGAAGGAAGGAAAGUUGAUAGACAGUAUCCUCUGUGAGAAACAAAAAACAAAGUUUGGGAGUGAUACUGUUCGAUCUCCAUCCACAUCUCCCUCAGCUGAUCACAAGAGUAUGCCUUUCCACAUAGACUUUAAGCAUGGAAAACCUCUCAAGGAGAAAGGCCUGUCUAGUCUGGUUGAGGUUGUCGAUAAAGAGGGCAAGUUGAAAAACAAAAAAUACUUCAAAACAGAUCUUGGAUUUGACACCACCUCUUCUGUGGAAUCAGACAGGUUGGCUGCACGGAAGAUGCGUUUUGAGGAAGUAUCUAGAAAGGCUGAAAAUUUAAGGAGUAGUCAGGAGGAAGAUGAAUGUAAAUUAAUGAAAAUAUGUGAUGAUCCUUUGCCAAAAGACUUUGAUUAUUCUAAAAAGUUUCUACGGAAAGAGACACUCAAGCGAGAUAUUUUUAAGCCAGAGAGGAUGGUUACUGCUAGUUCUACAAAAGAAAUGCUGGACACCGUUAUGUCAGUAGGCCUCAGUCUUGACCUUCAGGCUCGACUUGGAGACCCGACUGAGGAGGCAAUAGAUCCUUUAGAUGAUCUUGAUCAAAAAAUAGGUGCUUUUGGUGGAAAUAGUCAACCAAUUCUCAGUCUUGCAGUCUCUGAUGAUGGGAGCAUAGAAAUGGAAUCUUCAAGAGAGAAAGAACAGCAGUAUUUGGAUUACUUUGAUUUACUCCCUUCUAGGCAAGAAAUAGAUUCAGAAAGUAAGGAAAGGUUGCUCUCAGAUAUUGGUCACUCACAGAGAUGCAGAACACAAUUGGAGCAAAAUCGUCAGUUACAGCAACAACUGCUAGAGUGUGAUAAAUCUGAUAAAGCUGAAGGCACACCCAGCACUGAUGCAGAAGACUUUGAACGUCAAAAUUUUGUGCAUGAGGUUGGAAAACCACUCCAAGAUAUAACUGGUGAUUCACCAACCAGCAAGCGAAAGAAGUUAGGAGCAUUUGAAUUUGAUUUUGGCUCUAUUGGAGAGCUCAUUUACCAGAGGUUUAGACCGAUAAAUGAUGAAAAAGUUCCUGAAAAGAAACUUGUGUCUCUUCAAGGGACACCCUUUGCUGAGGAGGAGAGAAAUGCAUCACAGUUAAUUUUGGACAAAGAGCCUAAUUCCCCUGUGGCAAUGGAGACAAAUUGCUUGCUUUUUGAUGUCUCAAAAUACAAUAUUGGUAAAUCAGUGCAUCAAGGGCUUUCACCUCAUGCAGAAAUUUUGAAAGCAUCAGUGGCUGAAGAGGAGUUCUGUUGGGAGAGCAAUAUUAGGAAGAGUACAUUAAGAAGAGAAAUGAGCUUCCCCACCAACAUUGUUAAACAAAGUAUUCAAAAACGUCCUGAAUGUGAAUUGGAACCUGGAGAAGUUCAGUCAGACUGUGAUGAGGAUAGUGACAGCAGGCACCUUUCACUGAAUUCAAACCCCUUCAAGAGAGAGUAUGAGAGGCUUUCAGACGUAAAGUCCUCUGAGUCUCUUGAAAAGAACAAGUUCUAUGAAUUUGCAUUAGAUAAGACCAUAACACCAGACACCAAAGCCUUGCUCGAGCGUGCAAAGUCGCUAUCUUCAUCUAGAGAAGAAAAUUGGUCUUUCCUUGGUCAUGACUCCAAACUUAAGAGCUUUUGGAAUAGCACAGAAAAGGAGAAGUCUGAACCCACCCCAAGACCUAUUCCUUCUUGGUAUAUGAAAAAAAAGAAAAUUCGCUCUGAUUCUGAAGGGAAGCUUAAUGAUAAAAAAGAGGCCAAACCUGAGGAACAAGAACGACAAGAGCUCUUUGCUUCUCGUUUCCUUCAUAGCUCUAUCUUUGAACAGGACUCAAAACGACUUCAACACCUUGAACGCAAAAAUAAUUAUCCUGAAGUCGGAUUUGGUAGAGAUAUUAACACAUGUGAUUCCCAAGGAGAACAAGCUGGAGAUUGGGGAUCAGACCUCUCUCAAGAGCCAAGAGUACUUUUUCAUAGCCGCUUCAUAGAGCUUCAACAGCAAAAAGAUAAGAACCAACAGCUGCCCAUUUCAGGAGGAGCCAAUGUAACUGAUAAGAUGGAGGAAGAUAAGAAAUUGGAUGAAGAGCUUGGGUUGCCCCCCAUUCUAUCAGACAGUUCCCAAGAGAUGUUAGUUAGUCAUACUCCAACUACAGCAUCAUCAAUAUCUCUCUCUCAAGUCUUAGAAACUUCUUUGCAGCAUGGUAAGCCAGUUUUGCCCUCUACAUUAGUGAACACAGAUGGUCCAUCAGUCAUGGAUGAAAGGUCAGAAGAUAUUUCAUUAAUUUCUCCUCUAUUAAUUAGCCUGAAGGAGGAUAAUAAAGCUGUCCCAGUGAGUGUUACACCCCCUGAGCCUAUAAUAAUGGGAGAUAUAACUGUUGAAGAGCCUAAUGAAAAGCUGAGUGUGUCCAGAAGAACUGUAAACUUAACUGUGGAACAAGAUUUUAAUGUCAAACCUCUUACUCCUGGUGUAGCUUUAAGUAAUAUUGAACCAGAAUGUGAUCCUAUUCAGACUUCUCUAUUGUUUCCAAACCCCGAUCAAACUGAAGAGAUUGUGGAGCUUCAAGAAAAAAAUGCAGAACCUGUUAGUCCUUCUCUGCACAAGGUUGCAUCGCCAGUUGAGUUACCAGUUAUGGAACCUGAGAUUGAACAGUCACAGCCACCACGGAAACAACCAAAGAGUAAGAAGGCAAAAAUGGCACCAGCUCUAACCCUUCCCCCCCAAGUUUCUAAGGAGAAACAAGCUACACGGAAGAGUGAACGCAUUGACAGAGAAAAGCUGAAGAGAUCUUCACCCAGAGGAGAUUCCAGGAACUCUGCAAAAUCUCCUGUUCAUGCUACAGAUUCAGAGCCGAGCCAUGAAUCAAAUGCAAACCAUGGCAGAGCAAGGCAGCGACGAAAUGUGCGAUCUGUCUAUGCAAAACACCAUGAGGAUGAAGCUCCUCAACAAUUAGGAAAAGAUAUUGCACAACCUUCCCGUUCAUCCCGUAAGCGCGGAAGUGAUAAGGAAGCUGCAACACAGCAUGUUAUGAGGAGAGGUCGUCCACCCAAAACUCGUAAAAGAGGUGAUGAUGUGUCUCCAGUUAAGGGAGAUCAGCCUAAAAACUCUGAGGGUGAAGACCCUGAAAUUAAAGAGUCAACAUGCAGUGGUGAAGUCUCUGAAGUGUCAGAGGCUUGGCACUCUCCACCAUCUCAAAAGGUCCAAUCUUCACCUGUACAAACAGGACAGAUCAAAGAAACAUCAAAAUUUGACAAAUCAUCAGGUAGUCCAGGACCCAUUCAGUCAGACAGAGCAGAGGUUGAUUUGUCUGUUGCUUUAGAGCACAAAGCUGAAUCCAAAGAUGAAUCUUCAAUGCAAGUUGGACAAUUAACACAAGACACAAAACUACACACUAUAUCUAAACUGGAAAAGGAACUUACACAUUCUGUUGAGGAAAAAUCUACAGAUGAUAAUAUAGAAAUAGCCCCUAAAGAAAAAAUACAGACAUUAGAUAGGAAUGGUAAAAUCAAAGCAUCAAGGUCAACAGGAAACAUCAAAUCAAUGUCUGAUGAGAACACCGUCAACUUGAGAAACCUUGAUGAUCUUAAUGUAGAUGUAGUUAAAGAUGCCCUUCACUCAGGUGAUGAGGAAGCCAUAUGUUUUGAAGAGUCUAUGACAAAGACAAAAGUAAAAAAAGAGUCAAAUAUCUCAAUUUACCACAAAGAUGAAAGUGAUAAUAAUGAAGAGUCUCUAGCAGAAAUGGAGCCCCCUGCUGAUCCUGUGGCUGCCUUGCUUGCACACCAAAUGGAACUGGAAAGAGCAGUGGAGAAUAUUUCCAGACUUACAGAUGAGCGUCAUCCAGCACCUUACAAAGAACCACAUACUGAACCACCUACCUUAAUACCACCUGUUGUUGUACAACCUGCGGAUGAAACUGAGGUGCAAAAGCCUGCCAAUCCGGCAAGUGAAACUGAACUGGCUGCUGCAAUUGAUUCCAUUACUGCUGAGGAUAUAUCAGGUGAUGCAGAUAGAUUCUCUGCUCCAACUACAUACACAGCCCUCCUUCCUACAUCAGAGGCACUAGUUUUGCCUGUAGCAAAUGAGGUUAUUGAACCUGAGACUGACUUGUCUUUGAAACCUAUUAUACAGUCUGGAUCAGAUAAUGGUUUGGUUCCAGAUUCAAAGUCUUCUAAAACAAUUACCAUAGAUACUUCACUCACAGAAUCUUUAUCAUCAGAGGCCAAGAAAGGAGGAAAGGCACGACCAAAAACGCCAAAGAAAUCUAGAGGUUGGAAGGUUUCUAUCAACAGAAAAUUUGAAAUUUUUAAGGAUACAGUACUAAAGCCUGGGUCAACUACAGUCAAGCUUCCAGAGUCCAUACCAGAAGAGAUUCAAACUGCAAACCCUAAGGCAGCAACAUCUGCAGCAGCAGCAGCAGCAGCUGUAGUCACUGUUGCUGCUGCAUGCAAACAUGAAGCUACAUCUACAGUGACUCUAGACACACCAAAAGAGGCAGAGCAGCCUGCUGUUGACCAGCCUGAACCUCAGGAAUCUGCAUUCCACUCUGGGAAUAAUAGUCCUUCUUAUUUAAGGACACAACAUCCAUCUGUUGUUGAGUCAGUAGCACCUACACUUACCUCACCCACAACCUGUCUGAAUUCGCCUGUAUGCUCUUCUAAGACUUCUCUCACACCUGCUGAGUGGAACACCAGAACAGAAGAGAAAGGAAUGCCACCUAAACCAAAAGUUAGUGUGGCAUUGUCUACACUAGGAAUGGGGACACCCCCAGCAAAUCCUCCCAUGCCCCCUGACACAAAAGCCUCUGAUAUUGACCCUAGCACCAGUACACUGCGAAAGAUUCUCAUGGAGCCCAAGUUUGUGUCUGCCUCAAACACCAAUGCAGUUCCAAGAAUGCAGUUCACAACCACUUUAGCAGAUCCAAAUUCAAUUGAGACAGUGCUGCCUUUAAAAUGCUCUGUAGCUGAAGAUAGACCUAACCCUAUAACCCAAGUUGUACCCCAUACAACACCACCACAGCCAAAUCCUCUGAAACAAUGUGAGACUCAGCAGAUCUUAAAAGAGAAACUGGCUAUAACUUCCACUGCUACUUCAGUCAUUAGUCGGAUACCUAUGCCCUAUGAUUUUGAGGAUACUCCUCGCAUCUCUUUGAGCAACCGCAGUUCUGGAAUGCCCUUACCAAAGCAGAAGUAUCGUUUAGGCUUGAAUGAAAAUAGCAGGUAUCAUGGACUUCCACUGUCUGAUGAUGGAGGAAGUGUUGGACGGCCUGUUGUUGAAAGCACACAUUGUAACACAGGGUCAAGUACUGGUUUGAGAGUCAAUACAUCAGAAGGUGUGGUUGUAUUGAGUUAUUCUGGACAAAAGACACAGCCACAGCGGGUUAUUGCUAAAAUUAGUCCGAUCCCACCUGCCAGUGCAGUUGAUAUAGAGUUUCAACAGUCUGUAUCAAAAUCACAGAUAAAACAAGAACCACCAUCUCAGUCCUCUACUCCAAAAGGAUCGCAGACCCCUACAUCUUAUGGACACACAGGGGUAGUAUUAACUGGCCAGACCUUCAAUUCCCAGCCUGUUAUUUCCUCAAUUAGUCAGCAAAGUACUGGAUCUGAAAAAUGUGAACCCUCCUACUACACUGGUCAACAAGGAGGUUCUGUGAAAACCUUCCAACAGGCUGCAAGUAUUCCUCAACUUCUAAGGUAUGGUCCAUCAAUUACACAACAGCAACAUUUAAAAAAAAAUGGAGCAUCGGAGUCUGUUUCAAUGAAAGGUGAUAUAAAACCAUCACAGAACUUUAAUGUAAACACAGUUUUAAGUCCAAACCACCCCCCUUUAUCAGGUAAUCACAUUUCAUGUCCAGGUGUCGCACAUGAAAGAGUGGUCUUGCUACCCAAACAAGAUUCACAUUCACCAAGGGCAUCAGGCCAUUCACCUUCACCUUUUCCAAAAGUUGGCCCUUCAAGCAGCUCAGUUGUUUUGGGACCAGUUGGCCCUAGAUCUCAAUAUGUGUCAAAUAUACACCAUGCUGAGCAAUCAGUGAUCAUGCCCCCUCAUAGUGUUAACCAGCCUGUGCCCAUAGGUCAUUUGUCCCAAGGAGAUGUCAGAGUCAAUACCCCAUCAUUACCUACAAUAGGUUAUGGAAUGCAUUCAGAAAACCUUUUAUCACCACAGUCGGGAUCUCAGCAACGUUCCACUACUCCCCAACCUGCAGUAAUCAGAGAAGUGGUUCUUAAGUCACAUGCAGGUUCAUCUGUAGGUGCCCAGGUUGGUGAGACAAGCAGUGAUGAUAUGCACAAUCUUGCACAAGGACUUCGUAGGGCAUCUGUACCACAGUUACACCCAGAAAGCAUGGUAAUGCAGCCUGAAUACAAAGGUCUGCAUCACAGGGCUAUGCGACUAGAACAGUACAGCAGAGAUGUGCGGCUGCUUGUGCACCAGCAUUUGGCUGACCAUCCAGUUGUUGUUGAAAAUCGUCAAACUCGAACACCAGAGGCUAUGCAGUCUUCACACAUUUCAUCUGCUUCUUCUAAAGCCUAUCCUGUUGUAAAAAAUGCCCAGAUUGUUAGGGAUGCACCAAAAGCACUGGAGAUGAAGAUGCCCCCCUCCCCUCACUCAGACAGCAGGAUAAUGGGACACCUACCCAGCUCUGUGAUGGUAUCUCCUCAAGGAGGACAGUUGAUUCAUGCUGGAAAUGUAAAUUCUGUGUCUGAGUACUACAGAGAAAUAAGUGGCUUUCAUUCCCAAUAUCCAAGUCGUUCCGUAAUUGGGAUUAACCUGGCUAACCGUGAAAUUGCAGCAUCUCAGGUCUCUCAAGACAUUGACCAUGGUCAAAGACAUACGGUUCCUUCUGUCUCCUCCAUUGCUUCAGUGGGAGGUUUUGCUGAACCAAAACUUGACUGUUCACACAUUCGACAGCCAAGCUCCAUGGAUUUGUCUCACAUGUCCCGAGUCCAGGAUGAGACUGGCUCCCCUUCUUACACUUCUCCAGUGACUAUCACUCCCAAAUUGGAGUUGCCUCUCUCUGUACAGAAGGGACCUCAAGGACCUAUGACUAGCCAGAUGCUGCCUCCAUCCCUGGCCUCCUCUCAGAUGCGAUCAGACAUUAAACUGGAUCGCACAGGACUUCGGUCUGUUGAUAUGGUGCAGCUGUUAACGAAAUAUCCAAUUAUUUGGCAAGGUCACCUGGCACUUAAAAAUGACACUGCAGCUGUACAGCUGCACUUUGUGUCUGGUAACAAUGUUUUAGCUCAUCGUUCACUGCCAACGCCAGAAGCAGGUCCUUUUCUUCGCAUUGCCCAGAGAAUGCGCUUAGAGGCAUCACAACUUGAAGGAGUUUCCAGAAGGAUGACUGUUGAUGGGGAGUACUGCCUUCUGUUGGCAUUGCCUUGUGGAUUGGACCAAGAAGAUGUCCAUAACCAGACCCAUGCCCUCAAAACUGGCUUUAUCACUUACCUGCAAGCAAAACAAGCUGCUGGAAUUAUCAAUGUCCCAAACCCAGGCUCUAAUCAGCCAGCUUAUGUUGUCCAGAUUUUCCCUCCGUGUGAGUUUUCAGAGAGCCACUUGUCUCAUCUUGCUCCGGACCUUCUCAAUAGUAUCUCCAGUAUCUCUCCCCAUCUUAUGAUUGUUAUAGCUUCUGUAUGAGAGGGGGGGAUCCCAGCAUACAUACAGUAUGCCAACACCAGCCUUUGGGACUUGCCAGUUUCUACUAUGGAGAGUACCUCAAUCUUAGACAAGUUUCUUGUCUUUGGCCAUGUGCUCAUUCUCUUUUUGUUCUUUCACCAGCUUAUUAAUCCAUGACUCAUUGCCGCUUCCAUUCACCUUUCACAGUUGUAAAUGGAGCUACUUACAACGAUCAAUUCUCUGAUCAUUUUUUUUUAUCUUCUUUUGGAGAUUUGAAUCUAUGGUUUUUCAAACAUUGGAGAUUUUUUGGAUUAUUAGGACAUGGGGGGUAAAGAAACUUUUUUUUUUUUGUAUUGCUAUGAUAGUGAUUCCUUUUUCUGAAGAAAAAUAAACAGAUCAGUAAUUGCACUAUGUUAUAAAAAAUCUAAAAAGUUAAAAACAAGUUUGUACAAAUUUGGUUAUUGAAAUGAUACCUUUAAGUUAUUACUUGGACAUGCUUCAUUCACCAGCCAUUUUAUGGUAUAGACUAAAAAUGUUAUAUUGUCAAAGUAGUUCAUGGAAUUCCUUUGACAAAUUUUAUAUAAUUAAAAAAGAAAUAAUUAUGUAAUCUAAAGCAGCUACUGUUCAAUCAAGUAAACCAUUUAAUUCCAUGUCAUAUGUAGAAAUGGCUCUUGACCUAGCCCUUGUUUUCUCCCAACGGGACAAAAUAUGGGAGCAUUCUGAGUUGUACAGUUUAUACUUGAUGCCUCGAUAUUGGAUUGUAUGUAUACAUUAUUUGCUUUCCCCUAAAGAGAAUUAGGCCAGACUGUAAAUAUUUUGUAUAUUUAAAGACUUUCAAAGCAGUCAUAAGACACUGCACAUAACAAGUAUAACAAGAUGACAACCUGUUGCCAUCAACCAUGAAAGUGAAUUGUCAGUUACCGCUGGAGUAUAAUUUCAGUGUGUGUGUGUGUGUGUGUGUGUGUGUGUGUUUUAAACCAAUCCUGUGCCAUAUCUUUUCAUAUGGAUGAAAACUAAAUUAAUUGAGAUUCAUUAAAACUUUAUUUUGAUACUUGACUUUGUAUUUGUCACUUGAGCUGUAAGGCCUGCUUUUACAUUGCUUUAUGUAUUUUCUCCCCUACUUUUCUUUCUUUUCUUUUUUUUUAUUAUUGUCAUGUCAGAAAGUUAACAAAUUUUGUGGGUGUCUUAACUAAUGACAUUGACCUAAAGACCUCUAAAGUGUAUAAAUCAGAUUUUUACUGUUUCUUGUUUUUAUUUUUACAUACCUCUGAAUGUCCAACAAGAACUGUGCAAUGCAAGUGGUGAAAAUACUUUGUAAAGAGAGAGAAAAAAAUAUUAAAUAUUUUAAAAUCUGUCAGGAGACAAUUUUUUUUUUGUUUGUCUCAUUUCUUUAUUGAUGUCUCCUUGAGCCAAGCUGUAAAUAAUAAUUUUCAUAUUUGUGGUUUUCUCUUUGUAUUUUAUGACAGGGUCAUUAUUUUGUUUUGUGAAACAAAACAAGAAUAUGUCAAGAAAACCGAUGCAGAAAGUAAACCAUGAGUCUUAGUUUUGAAGUUUCAUAUGAUUGACUACAAAUGCUCUCAUGGUCAUUUUGGAGGCACUUACAUUUUUCAUAUAUAGAUUGAAAACAUCAAAAUGCCAAAAGAAAGAGCAAAAAAAAAAAAAAAACAGAUGAUCUUAAAAUUUUGUCUGAUUUUUCACAUUUCAUCAUUUUGAGUGUAUUUUGCUGUUCCUCUAUGAGGACAUUUUAAAAUGAAAAAUAAAUGUUGUUGGUUAACAACCCUGCAGAUCAUUAAAUGGUCAUUCACUA